Orycteropus afer afer is the source of this 633-nucleotide messenger RNA. Its product is annotated as CMRF35-like molecule 6. The record is from RefSeq and is a predicted model, not a curated record. The transcript has 4 exons. NCBI's taxonomy places the organism in Eukaryota, Metazoa, Chordata, Mammalia, Tubulidentata, Orycteropodidae. Gene Ontology annotation, cellular component: plasma membrane. The coding region runs from base 1 to 633 and encodes 210 amino acids. Gene Ontology annotation, molecular function: transmembrane signaling receptor activity.
AUGACCCAGAGGGACUGGGCCGUGUGGCUGCAUCCAGCUCUGCUGCUUCUCUGGCUGCCAGGCUGUGUGACACUGAGUGGCCCCAGGAUUGUGACAGGCUCUGAGGGGGGAUCUUUGAGCGUGCAGUGUCAGUAUGAGGAGAAAUUAAAGAAGAACAGCAAAUACUGGUGCAGAGAACCACAAAUUAGACACUGUGACAAGAUUGUGGAGACCAGAGGGUCAGACAGAGAGAAGAGGAGCGGACGAGUGUCCAUCAAGGACCAUCACGCCCAGCUCACCUUCACGGUGAUGAUGUGGAACCUUACAGUGGAGGACGAAGGUGCAUACUGGUGUGGGAUCGAUACAAACUUGUUUGAAGAUGAUCUUAUGUGGGAUCCUGUCUUCCAGGUGAUGGUGUCUGUGUUCCCAGCUCCACCCAUGUUGUCCACUGCACUGGUCACAGAGAGUGUCACCCACAGCAUGAGCAGCCAGGAGAACUCCAACCAGAGCCAGGGCCCAGGGUCCCUGCUCAGCAGUGUCCACUUCCUGCUCCUGGUCUUCCUGAAGGUGCCCGUGUUCUUGAGCAUGCUCGGGGCUGUCCUCUGGGUGAACAGGCCUCAGAGGUCCCUGGCGGGCCGGGGAGUCCAGCUGUGA